Molecule: messenger RNA, 927 nt
Organism: Mobula hypostoma (lesser devil ray)
Lineage: Eukaryota; Metazoa; Chordata; Chondrichthyes; Myliobatiformes; Myliobatidae
Product: probable G-protein coupled receptor 139
Exons: 3
Coding region: 1-927 (308 amino acids)
Biological process (GO): phospholipase C-activating G protein-coupled receptor signaling pathway
Cellular component (GO): plasma membrane
Molecular function (GO): G protein-coupled receptor activity
Source: RefSeq, a predicted model, not a curated record
AUGGGAUACCCAGCGGUUUACGACAUCGCGGCUGUUUUCUACCCUACCCUUGUAGCGAUUGGCGUCCCGGUUAAUUUAACGGCGAUUGUGAUCCUCUCUCGGGGAAAAUGCGGACUCUCCAGAUGCAUCACCCGUUACCUGGUUGGAAUGGCAACAGCGGAUCUGAUGGUGGUUAUCGUCGUUGCUUUCGUGGAACAGGUCAACUAUAUCUACACUUAUUCCAGAUACCUGCUCAUCACUCCUGUCUGCGCGCUGACAGUUGUACUCAGGAAUGUAACGAUGGACUCUUCUGUUUGGUUUACGGUCAGUUUUACCUUCGAUCGCUUCAUCGCAAUAUGUUGCCGAAAGCUGCGGGAGCGAUACUGCACCGAGGGAACAGUGACGGUGGUGAUCGUGACCGUGGUUAUAGUGAGCUGCGGGAAAUGUGUCCCGUUUUAUUUUGCCGUUGAACCUUACGCCAUCAUUGACAACACGCCGUGGCGCUGCGUCUUCACACUGGAAUACGCUACUUCACCCGUGUGGAAAAUAUUCGAAUUGUUGGACAGCAUUUUAACACCGCUGCUACCAAUCGGCUUAAUUCUAGUGUUCAAUGUGUUAACAGUGAGGCAUAUCAUUGCGGCAAAUAGAGUCCGCAGAGGACUACGGAACAACGGCGAUAAUCAGAAGGAUACCGAGGUGGAAAAUCGUCGGAAAUCGAUGAUAUUGUUGUUUGCUAUAUCAGCUAAUUUCAUAUUAUUCUGGAUGCCCUAUGUCGCCCGUUCUCUGAAGUGGCAAUCUCAAAACUACUUUUAUCAGGACAGACAUUUGAAUUCCCCGGUAUAUAUCCUACAGCAGUUUGGGUACAUGUUGCAAAUCCUCAGCUUCCAGAAGGAACAGGCUGUGAUCUGGUCACCUGGGCCCCGUGCCUGGCUCAACUGGUUGGUCUAG